Messenger RNA from Penicillium angulare, 549 nucleotides. RefSeq lists its product as uncharacterized. Bases 1 to 549 code for a protein of 182 amino acids. NCBI's taxonomy places the organism in Eukaryota, Fungi, Ascomycota, Eurotiomycetes, Eurotiales, Aspergillaceae. The record is from RefSeq and is a predicted model, not a curated record. The transcript has a single exon.
AUGUCUGAUCAAGAGGAAGCUCAGCCUAAUUGCGCUGUUGAAAUGGCCGAGUCUGGUGAUGUUUUUCUAGUCGUGGGCCCGGAGAAGCUUGAGUUGCGUGUCCAGUCGCUCAUUCUCAAAGCAACAUCGAAAACAUUUGCUGCCAGGUUGGGGCCAAAUUGGACAAAGGGCCACGAACAGCCUAGUCCAGAGAAGCCAAUGGAGAUACACCUCCCUGAAGACAAUGCCGUCUCUCCAAAAUACAUUUGUGCGGUUACCCAUUCUCGGAGCCAAAUGAUUCCCAAGGAUCUCUCGGCACAGGACAUUCUCGACAUUGCAAUCGUGGCUGACAAGUACUUUUUUGUUGACGCUUUGGAAAUGGCGAACCGAUCCUGGCUUCGUGUUUGUGACAAAAUGAAGCGGGAGAUAUGGCUCUCAUGGCUGCAGCAUACGUAUUUCGGAAUGCGCAAGCUUUCAGACAGACUUCUAAGGCUCUCGUUAUGGAUUAUGCUGGUUCUUACCUUGACAUUUAUACCGAGAAGAUCGAAGAGAUACUGGAUUGGAGCUUGA